Messenger RNA from Labrus mixtus (cuckoo wrasse), 4220 nucleotides. It is a transcript of the gene trim23, whose product is annotated as tripartite motif containing 23. The transcript is spliced from 12 exons. NCBI's taxonomy places the organism in Eukaryota, Metazoa, Chordata, Actinopteri, Labriformes, Labridae. Gene Ontology annotation, molecular function: GTP binding; zinc ion binding; GTPase activity. Gene Ontology annotation, biological process: intracellular protein transport; vesicle-mediated transport. Gene Ontology annotation, cellular component: cytoplasm; plasma membrane; lysosomal membrane. The record is from RefSeq and is a predicted model, not a curated record. Bases 58 to 1800 code for a protein of 580 amino acids.
GUGCUUGUGGAGGCAUCAUCUUGCACCUGCUCAGUCGUCUUCGCUUGUCGUCCAAGAAUGGCCGCUGCUGCAGCAGGAAUAAACAAGCAGGGCGCUGUAGCGACGAUGGAGCCCUGCAUCCGACACGGGAGGGGAGCCAGUGGAAACAGCGUCAAGGUGCUGGAGUGUGGUGUCUGUGAGGACGUCUUCUCCCUCCAAGGAGAUAAGGUCCCCCGUCUUCUGCUGUGCGGUCACACGGUGUGCCAUGAUUGUCUAACCCGGUUGCCCCUCCACGGAAGAGCGGUCCGCUGCCCCUUCGACAGACAGGUCACUGAGCUGGGGGACUCUGGAGUUUGGGGUCUGAAGAAGAACUUUGCCCUGCUCGAGCUCUUGGAGCGACUCCAGAACGGAGCCUCCAACCAGUCGGGGAUGGCGGAGGACGCUCUGAAGGGCAUGGGAGAAUGUAUAAUCCGGUGUGACGAGGACGAGAGCCACACGGCCUCCAUGUACUGCACCGUGUGCGCCACCCACCUGUGUGCCGAAUGCUCCCAGCUCACCCACUCCACCCGCACUCUGGCCAAACACCGCCGCGUCCCGCUGGCCGACAAGCCGCACGAGAAGACCCUGUGCCCGCAGCACCAGGUCCACGCCAUCGAGUUCGUGUGCCUGGAGGAGCCGUGUCAGUCCGGGCCCCUGAUGUGCUGCGUGUGUAAGGAGUACGGCAAGCACCAGGGACAUAAGCAUGCCGUUCUGGAGACUGAAGCCAAUCAGAUCCGUGCGUCCAUUUUGGACAUGGCCCACUGCAUCCGCACCUUCACAGACGAAGUGUCCGAGUACUCCAGGAAGCUGGUGGGCAUCGUGCAGCAAAUAGAGGGGGGGGAGCAGAUCGUGGAGGACGGCGUCGGCAUGGCACACACUGAACAUGUCCCUGGCACGGCAGAGAGCGCCCGCUCGUGUGUGCGGGCUUACUUCGCGGACCUCCACGAGACGCUGUGCCGGCAGGAGGAGAUGGCGCUGAGCGUGGUGGACGCUCACGUCAGGGAGAGGCUGAUCUGGCUGAGGCAGCAGCAGGAGGACAUGACCAUCCUGCUGUCCCAGGUGUCCACGGCCUGCCUGCACUGCGAGAAGACUCUUCAGCAGGACGACUGCAGAGUUGUGCUGGCCAAGCAGGAGAUCAACUGCCUGCUGGAGACGCUUCAGAAGCAGCAGCAUCAGUUCACAGAGCUGGCAGAUCACAUUCAGCUGGACGCCGGCAUCCCCGUCACCUUCACCAAGGACAACCGGGUCCACAUUGGUCCAAAGAUGGAGAUCCGUGUUGUCACUCUGGGUCUGGACGGAGCCGGUAAAACCACCAUCCUCUUCAAGCUGAAGCAGGAUGAGUUCAUGCAGCCAAUCCCAACCAUCGGUUUCAAUGUGGAGACGGUCGAAUACAAGAAUCUGAAAUUCACCAUCUGGGACGUGGGAGGUAAACACAAGCUGAGGCCUCUGUGGAAACACUACUACCUGAACACUCAAGCGGUGGUGUUUGUGAUUGACAGCUGCCACAGGGACAGACUGAUGGAGGCUCACAGCGAGCUGGCCAAACUGCUGACGGAGAAAGAGCUGAGGGACGCCUUGUUGCUCAUCUUUGCCAACAAACAGGACGUUCCCGGGGUCGUGUCUGUGGAGGAGAUGACGGAGCUGCUGAGCCUACACAAGCUGUGCUGCGGGAGGAGCUGGCACAUUCAGGGCUGCGACGCCCGCAGUGGGAUGGGCCUCCACGAGGGGCUGGAUUGGCUCUCCAGACAGCUGGUGGCUGCUGGCGUCCUGGACGUCGCCUAAAUGUCAGCUCGCUCUACAUCUCUACUGACUCUGCCCCCCCCCCUCCCCCCUCCCCCUCCCCCUCCCCCCUAACAACUGAACCUAAACAUGAAAUACAAAAAGGCUCUAAGCCUGCCCUCCUCAUCUUUCCUCCUUUGCGCACCACUAUGCACAAAGAACACAAAGAUGUAAAUACUCUCUCUCUCUCUCUCUCUCGCUUCACUGAUUCAGUAGAUGGAAUAGACAAAACCUUCUUGCAGUAGGACCCAAACCUCUGGCUCUAAAAAGCUGAGAGAAAGGGGAACUUUGGUAUCUUUAAACUUUGGCCCUAUUUUUUUUUUUUUUUUAUAUUUCAGGGUCUAAAUGACCAAAAGUUACAAAACAAAUAUGGAAUUAAUCCAGUUUAUUGCUUCAGCCGGCAGCUGAAAACUGUCGCAACGUAUUCAAAUAUGCCAGAACAAAAUCAAGUCUCCUUAAAGCUCUUGUUUUUGUCACUGAGCUUUUUAAAUGAAGUGUCUGAAAACAUGACAGAAAGGAUCCCUACAGAGAUCAAGCUUGUUGUUAAGGACUGAGAUCCCCUCUAUGUGAUGUCAUAGCUCUCUCUAAAGCCUCCACACUACAUCGACAAAAUCUUUCAUUUUAACGUUUUUUUUCUGGUUAUGAAACCGACUGAAAUGAACACUGAUGAAGUUCUUCAUCUUCUCCUGCCUCGAUCAGUCACUUGAUCAUUUGCAUAAUCCGAUAUAAGGUUUUUAUCAGAUCAAAUAAAAUAUCCAUGUAAUGCACAAGAACACUAAACUAACCAAUACUAUUUUAUCGGGAUCCUUUCUGUAAUAAUGACGGACAGUUCAAAUAAUCUGAGAGGGACUUUUGCUUUAAAAAAAAAAAGCACUUAAAGCUCCUGUGAGGAACUUUCAGUUUGUGUGAUUUUGGCGCCCCCCCUGUGGACAAAAGUGGUACCUCUUGGCAGAUUUUGACCUGUACAUGUGGCGGUAGUGUUUUCUGGUGGAAAAAUUAUAGCCUUGCUUGUUUUUAGCAGUCAAACGUUUCAUUUACCUUUAAUUUAAAAUGUAAAAAAAAAAAAAGGUUAAUUCAGCAUUCUUAUCAGGUAGCUCGCCACAGAAGGGUGAGGCUGCCGGGUGGACAAAUCUACCGGCUCAAUUCUAAAACCGUUUCUACUUUUAAAGUCAGUUUGACCCUGAAAUACUUCUAAAAAUAGGAUUGUGGUUCAGUAACUGCGCUCUUAGACUACAAACUGCUUCAUCUUGAGCCAGCUUAAACGUUGCUUUCUUUCCUCUCUCUCUCUCUCUCUCUCCUCGUUACUCCCAGCGUGUUCGUCCGACAUCUUAAGCUAAAUAACUAAAGCUCGGUAGAUGUUUAUAACGCUCAUCGUGCCCCGACAGCGUGGACUCGAGUGAUUCCUCUCAUAUUGUCAUUUAUAAUAACCUCCUCUGUGCGUGACAGUAAACUUAAAACAUCCAGUAGUUUUUAAAUGGUAACCAUGGCAACAUGCCCAUGACAAUUUUACGCUUAAUUCCGUAUAUAUCCGCAGGUAAGUGAGACGGGACUUGAAAAGGUUCUCUCUGUGUGUGUUAUAAGAGUUUCUGUGGCUUCAAACUGAUGCUCAAACGUUCAGACUUUGCCUUCACAUCUAUUGUAAGCAAUAGCAGCGACUUUUAUUUACGCGUUCGUUUGGUUUUUUUUCUCCCCCCCGUGUGCUAAAUGAACCUAUUUAAAGCCGCAGCUGGUCUUGAAAUGGCGCACGUCAUGUGUAGUUUUUUUGGGGAGGGGGGGUUUUUGAAAUGUAGUGUUGUUUUCUGUUACAGACGUGUUUACUGAACUUAUUUAUGAGCGUGAACUUUGAUACGAGGCGGUCGGGGGAAAAGGAAUCUGUUCACGCAUGGAUUUCUGCCUCUUGCUUUGUGGAGUUUGCCGCACGCAGAUUUGUGUGGCAUGCACUCGUUUGCUGCCUCUCUCUCUCUCUCUACCGGUUUUGAUUUUAGACGCAAAUGAAUGCUGCAAAAACAAAAUGUCUUGUGGAAACUAUUUAAAACACCUACCAGGUCCCGUUUGUCGGUGUGUGUGCGCGGAUGAAAAACGUGCACCUUUUUGGUCUCCAGCCUUCAGCUCUAAUGUGAAACGUAGUGAAAUAUGGAUCCUAACACUGACACUCGUCUUGUGAUUCUUGAGAAAACCGUCGUUUUGAUUUUGUCUUUAUUCAUUGCUAUGUAAUGUUAACUAUUUGUAUGUAUAAAACUGAAAAACAUGCACGUGUGAAAAGCCUUUCCACAUAGUUUGUGAAACCUUUCCGUUUGUUUUUUUUUGUUUCUGAAACGUAGAAGCACAAUGCGCAUCGGAACCUUUGUUACGAGUCGACUUGAUGAUGGCUUUUUGUAAAUUAUUCAUAAUGUGAUGCUGUAAAAUAAACUAAUUGAACUUAA